AUGUUUUUUUAGAAAAAGGAUUGUUUUAAUAAUUAAGACAUUUAUUUAUUUAUAGUACUUCUUGUUUGCUUGAAAUCUUAGAAUUCAAAAAAACCAAUUCUGAAGAUAACUUUAGAUAUGAUGUCAGGUGCAUCAUUUUGUAAGUUAGAUAAUCCUCCUAGCUUCAAAUAUUCUCAAAUGAUUGUAUCCUCUAAUAAUAAAGUAUAUUAAUGAAACUACUCUUUUUGAUUUAGACUACUACUUCGUCUAAAAAAUAAAGUUUAAAAUUUCAGGUUAUCUUCUCAUAUAUCAAUCCUUCUAUUUUUUAUGAGGGAGAAAAAAAAUGUAAAUUUGGUUUAAUCUACAAUUGA
This is a messenger RNA of Paramecium primaurelia, 350 nucleotides long. Lineage: Eukaryota; Ciliophora; Oligohymenophorea; Peniculida; Parameciidae. The record is from the annotation of a GenBank genome assembly.